Messenger RNA from Drosophila teissieri, 5444 nucleotides. RefSeq lists its product as uncharacterized. The transcript has 10 exons. The coding region runs from base 43 to 5256 and encodes 1737 amino acids. The record is from RefSeq and is a predicted model, not a curated record. NCBI's taxonomy places the organism in Eukaryota, Metazoa, Arthropoda, Insecta, Diptera, Drosophilidae.
CGUCGACGCAUUUCAAUUGGAUUCAGGGUUUAAUUUAUUGAAAUGUUGCCCUUUCGCUUGGGCCUGCUACUUGGCGCCGUGCUUUUCGUGGCAUGCGCAAAUGGAGCUGCCAUCGAAAAUGAGCUUUCUAGUCUGAACGACUUGCAGCGGGAGAAGAGAGCCGGCAGAGGCUAUUCAAGGGGACAAACCCAGUCUCAGUACUUAAAUUUCGGCAAGCCGGAGGAGGAUGGAAAGGCUGAGGCGGAGGCCACGGAAAAUGGAUCUCGCUCAACUGUCUCUGGAACCCAUGGAAUGGGUCAGGCUCAGAGCCAGUUCUCAUCAGGGGACUGCAACGGAUGUUCUGGCUACCAACCGGAUUACCCUUCAUCCGGCAGAAUUCUGGAUGCCAGCGGAGCCGGAGGGGUCGGUAGGCCCGAUGCGAUAAUAAGCUUACCCGGAGGAGUUGGCGGACAGACUGGAGCCGGACAACCGGGAUACGGAACCCAACCUGGUAUUGGCGGACAGACUGGAGUCGGACAACCCGGAUAUGAAAGCCAACCCGGAGUUGGUGCUCAGACUGGAGCAGGACAACCCGGGUAUGGAACCCAACCUGGUAUUGGCGGACAGACGGGAGCAGGACAACCCGGAUACGGAACCCAACCUGGUAUUGGCGGACAGACUGGAGCCGGACAACCCGGAUAUGGAAGUCAACCUGGUAUUGGCGGAGUCGGACAAUCCGGAUACGGAGAUGAACCGCAAGUUGGCGGACAGGCUGGAGCCGGACAACCCGGUUACGGAACACAACCUGGUAUUGGCGGACAGACUGGAGUCGGACAACCCGGAUAUGGAAGCCAACCCGGAGUUGGUGCUCAGACUGGAGCCGGACAACAGGGUUACGGAACGCAACCUGGUAUUGGCGGACAAUCUGGAGCCGGACAACCGGGAUACGGAACCCAACCUGGUAUUGGCGGACAAACUGGAGCCGGACAACCCGGAUAUGGAAGUCAACCUGGUAUUGGCGGAGUCGGACAAUCCGGAUACGGAGAUGAACCGCAAGUUGGCGGACAGGCUGGAGCCGGACAACCCGGUUACGGAACACAACCUGGUAUUGGCGGACAGACUGGAGUCGGACAACCCGGAUAUGGAAGCCAACCCGGAGUUGGUGCUCAGACUGGAGCAGGACAACCCGGAUACGGAACCCAACCUGGUAUUGGCGGACAGACUGGAGCCGGACAACCCGGAUACGGAACCCAACCUGGUAUUGGCGGGCAGACUGGAGCCGGACAACCCGGUUACGGAACCCAACCUGGUAUUGGCGGACAGACUGAAGUAGGACAGCCCGGAUACGGAACCCAACCUGGUAUUGGCGGACAGACUUCAGCCGGACAACCCGGAUACGGAACCCAACAUGGUAUUGGCGGACAGACUGAAGUAGGACAGCCCGGAUACGGAACCCAACCUGGUAUUGGCGGACAGACUUCAGCCGGACAACCCGGAUACGGAACCCAACCUGGUAUUGGCGGACAGGCUGGAGCCGGACAAUCCACAUAUGGAAGACAACCAGGUAUUGGCGCUCAGACCGGAGCAGUACAACCUGGAUACGGAACCCAACCUGGUAUUGGCGGACAGACUGGAGCCGGACAGCCCGUAUAUGGAAACCAACCUGGUAUUGGCGGACAGACUGGAGCCGGACAGCCCGUAUAUGGAACCCAACCUGGUAUUGGCGGACAGACUGGAGCCGGACAACCCGGAUACGGAAACCAACCUGGUAUUGGCGGACAGACUGGAUCCGGACAACCCGGAUACGGAACCCAACCUGGUAUUGGCGGACAGGCUGGGGCCGGACAACCCGGAUACGGAACACAAGCUGGCAUUGGCGGACAGCCCGGAGUCGGACAAUCCGUAUAUGGAAGCCAACCAGGUGUUGGUUCUCAGACCGGAGCAGUACAACCUGGAUACGGAACCCAACCUGGUAUUGGCGGACAGUCUGGAGCCGGACAGCUUGGAUACGGAACCCAACCUGGUAUUGGCGGACAGACUGGAUCCGGACAGCCCGUAUAUGGAACCCAACCUGGUAUUAGCGGACAGACAGCAGCCGGACAACCCGGCUACGGAACUCAACCUGGAAUUGGCGGACAGUCUGGAGCCGGACAGCUUGGAUACGGAACCCAACCUGGUAUUGGCGGACAGACUGGAUCCGGACAGCCCGUAUAUGGAACCCAGCCUGGUAUUGGCGGACAGACUGGAGCCGUACAACCCGGAUACGGAACCCAACCUGGUAUUGGCGGACAGACUGGAGCCGGACAACCCGGAUACGGAACCCAUGGUGGUAUUGGCGGACAGCCCGGAAUCGGACAAUCUGCAUAUGGAAGUCAACCAGGUUUUGGUUCUCAGACCGGAGCAGUACAACCCGGAUACGGAACCCAACCUGGUAUUGGCGGACAAACUGGAUCCGGACAACCCGGAUACGGAACCCAACCUAGUAUUGGCGGACAGACUGGAGCCGGACAACCCGGAUACGGAACCCAACCUGGCAUUGGCGGACAGUCUGGAGCCGGACAGCUCGGAUACGGAACCCAACCUGGUAUUGGCGGACAGACUGGAGCCGGACAACACGGAUACGGAACCCAACCUGGUAUUGGCGGACAGGCUGGAGCCGGACAACCCGGAUACGGAACACAAGCAGGUAUUGGCGGACAGCCCGGAGUCGGACAAUCCGCAUAUGGAAGCCAACCAGGUGUUGGUUCUCAGACCGGAGCAGUACAACCUGGAUUCGGAACCCAACCUGGACGUAGCGGUCAGAUAGGAGCCGAACAACCCGGAUACGCUAGCCAACCUGCACCUGGAAGUCUGAUCGCGGUCGGACAACCCGGAUACGGAUAUGGAGGUCAACCUGGAAUUGUUGGUCAAACAGGAGCCAGUGGAAGGCAACCCGGAUACGGAACCCAACCUGGUAUUGGUGGACAGGCUGGAGUCGGACAGGCCGGAUAUGGAAGCCAACCCGGAGCUGGCGCUCAAACCGGAGCGGGUCUACCAGGAUACGGAACCCAAGCUGGUAUUGGCGGACCAGUCGGAGCCGGAAAACCCGGAUACGGAACCCAAGCUGGUAUUGGCGGACAGCCCGGAGUCGGACAAUCCGCAUAUGGAAGCCAGCCAGGUGUUGGUUCUCAGACCGGAGCAGUACAACCUGGAUACGGAACCCAACCUGGUAUUGGCGGACAAACUGGAGCCGGACAACCCGGAUACGGAACCCAACCUGGUAUUGGCGGACAGACUGGAGCCGGGCAACCAGGAUACGGAGUCCAGCCAGGAUUUGGAGGACAACCCGGAGCCGUACAACCCGGGUACGGACGCCAACCUGGAAUUGGCGGACAGACUCCAGCUGGACAACCCGGAUACGGAGGCCAACCUGGAAUUGGUGGAUCUACUGCAUAUGGAACACAGCCAGGAAUUGGAGGGCAAACAGGAAUCAGUGGUGGGCAUCCCGGGUACGGAACUCAACCUGGAGUUGGCGGACACACCGGAACCGGUCAGCCCGGAUUCGGAACCUCACCUGGAACAGGUGGACAAGGCCCGGCCGGCCAAGCCGGAUACGGACAAUCCGGAUAUGGAUCUCAACCCGGAAUUGGCGGACAGACCGGAGGCGGACAAGGUGGAUACGGAAGUCAACCCGGAAUCGGUGGAUCGCCAGGCUAUGGAGCACAGCCAGGAGGUGGCGGCCAAAGUGGAGCCAUUGGAGGGCAACCCGGACAGACCGGAGGUGGUCAAAUUGGGGCGCCAGGUCGGUAUACAGAUGGAAGUCAGACUGUACCUGGUGCUGUUGGCACUGGUGGAGCUGUUGCUGCCGGUACCGGUGGAGCUGACGAUGCCUUUUCCCAAGCCGAGUCAACCAUAGGCGACGGACAAGCCUCAGCCAGUGCUCAGGGCAAGAAGAAUGGAGGCACGGCCAAGACUCAGGUGUCGGGAACUUACAGCUCCGGCGGAACCUUUAGCGCCAGUGCAAUGACGUCCGAUGCGGAUCGUGCGGCCAGUGCUCAGGUUACCGGAAAUGCCGAUGGAGCAGUGAGUCAGUCGCAGGGAUCGGGAGGUCCUGCCCAAUCGCAGGCCCAGGUACAGGUGGCCAAGGACGGCGGCACCAAGGCCUCGUCCCAGAGCGGAGGCAUCAUCCAACAGAGCCAGAGCGAGGUGCACGCCAAUGACAAGGGCGGUCUGGCGGACGCCCAGUCGAGCGGACCCGGACAAACCUCAUCCCAGGCCCAGAUCGGCUUCCGUCCCGGCCAGGAGGCCAAUCCGCCAGCAGCCAAUGGUGGCGGCCAGGCGUCGUCCUCAUCUGGCACUCACUCUAGUCAGAGUAGCUCCCAAAUUCACGGAACAUCCAGCUUUGGUGUUUCCUACCAUGGUGCUGCACAGUCUGCGUCGGGAACCAAGGAGCAGGUGGCUACUUACAGGGAAGCAAACCGGGAACUCUUCAACACCAUCAGUCAGUUUGGCAACAACGGCAAUGCCGUUACUGAUCGAGCUGAUGCUGUCUACAGUGGCCCGGCGCUUACUGAUGAGUCCGACCCAGUGCCAGAGGCUCAACUAAAGUCCACCAAGCCCAAGGAGGAAGCGGAGCAGGUAGUGAGUAAGCCGGAGCAGCCGGAACCCGUUCAGUACGAUGAUGAAGAGGAAGCCGAUCCGGAUGAAUACGACGAGGAUGAGUACUACAACGAGAAGCCAGUGAAGCUAGAGGAAACCCCAAAGUCGGCCAGCAUAGUGAAGCCGCCCGAAACCACACCUAAACCCAAGGUCUACGAGCAGUCAUCGCCCACGCAAAGCCAACAGGCAGUCGUAGUGCCGACGCCAGGUGAAAAAUAUCAGGUGGUGCAAAAGCAGAACGGUAAGGCCACCGUCAAUGCUGUACCCUCGACCACCGAAGCCAUACCACCAGGAUUCCGAGGCACUGUGAAUGUGGAAAAGAAGUUCCACACCAAGGCCCUGGAGCUGCAUCCUCCCAAGGGAGUGGAAAUCACACCCGACACCAACGACGAGGGUCCGGUGCGUGGUGACAAGCCCAUUCGACGUACUCCCGAUAGCUACGUGACCGUCACCAAGUCAGUGACCGGCAGCAUGGACAACACCAAGAACCCACCGCAGGAGAACAAGAACUUCCAGUCCACCUACUACACCAAGUCCUCGACAUGCGGCUACUUCACCUUCUCCUGCAACAUUGUCUACGGCGCCAAUGGAAGGAGCAAGAUCUGCCGGCCCAAGGCGCCCACCAAUGGAAAGUGCUAGGGAAGCCAAAUGCGCAUCCCUUUAUCCACCCCACCCAUAUUAUAGUAGAUCAGUUCCAGAGGGGCUCAAUUUUAGAAUAGCUUAACCAACUGCCAUCUACAAACACCUAUUUGUAUUUUGAUGCAGCUUGCUCUUGAGCACUUAAGUGUUUUUCGCAAUUAAUUAAAAGGUUUCACUGCCAUUUCUUG